AUGUCUUCAACGCGACGUUCACCGCGCCAACGCGACUUACAGGCCUUAGAUCUACGCACCUACGAUAUCGGAGCAGAACGGCAGCUGCCACAUGCGCAGUAUUCAGUUAAAGAUGCGCGCAUGUCAGCAACGCCGCGGCCGCGGCCUACAACUCCGAAGCAACAAUUGCAGCAGCCGAGGGCAGAAUCAAGACUUGGGAAAGGAAAUUCGAGUUCCGAGCAAAGCAUUAACAAAGGCCUUAGUCGCAGCCAGACUAUGAUCGACUUGCCAUCGCCGCGUGCCAAUCCAUUGAGGCUUUGUCCCGGUUACGAUCACUUUAGCGCUGAAGAGGAGGAAGUCAAGCAGUUUUAUCGAUCCCACGAUCCGAGCAUUGCAUUUGACGAACUUGAGCUAGAACCACCGCGUCCGACUAGUCGACAAACAGCUCGCCUUUGCGCUGGCGCGCCACACAAUAGCUCGCGUCCGCCUCGCAGUUCAAAUGUUUCGCCGAAUAAUUACAACAGCAGGUCUCCAGAUCAAAGCUCGCGUUUGCAAAAUUUUUCUUCAUUCUAUCCACCCGGUGCAAUGAGUGGGCCUGGUCAUGAUGCUACGGGCACUUCAUAUCCACCAUCACCUCGACGUCAUUCGUCUAUGGAGCAGUAUUCGAGCAUACCACCAAGGCCACAGUCAACUAUCUGCCCUUCUACGUCACCUUGGUUAAUGCCGGUGGCACAAUCAUCGCCUAUGAGACAGCCAACACCAACGCCAACAUCCAAUCGGGAUACUUCAAGCUUUCUAUAUGAGCCACCCAGACGUAACGAUUAUUCAUCGCGAACGCCCAUGAAUAGCACACGCUAUAGAGGUCUACCAGGGCAGCCCUUUAAGAUGCCGGGCCUAGCACCACAAGCAAUGGCUACGCAAUGGAUUACGCCACCAGGCAGGAUGCCAUUCCCAUUUUUACAACAAUCAUCGUUGGGCCAGCCUAGGGAUAAUAUUCUUGCCUGCCCAACAGAAAGUCCGAAUUUGCCUUGUGAGGGUGCCAAAAGCAAUGAGGACAAGUUUACAGCACCACCACCGCGUUGUAGGGAACUUGAUCCCGAAAUUAGGAAGAAACUAUCCAGCAAUUUGCCACCAUUCAAAAUACCACGCGGCUUGGAAGACGAUUUCGUUUGCAUUAAACGCCGCGAGCUGUGGGAGUCCUUAGUUAAAGAUCAAUAUUGCCCAGGCGCCAUACAAGCUACCAUCGAUGGCCAUGUAAACUUCAAUGCACUUGCCUACGAUAUUGUUUUUGGUGACUUUCGGCUGCCUGAUUGCUUGCCGCACUUAGAUCCGAUUUCCCUGCUCGAAGCGUUCUUUAUACGCAUCAAUUACGAACGCUGUCAAGUGAAAAAGUUGGAGGAAUUAACUUAUGCCAGUGCUGAUCCAGAUGAUGAACAAAAAACUCCACCAACAAGUGUUGACUGUUCCAUAAUUGAGAAGUGUUUUAAGCACAAACAUCCCACGGAGCUUAAUGCAGCGAUAGAGAAGCUUUUGAUAGCAGAAAAACUACAUGAUUUUGACAAACCAGAACCGGAAAUUCCAUUAAUGAAUUUGACAUUGGGUAAGUUAAGUACUGAUUUGCCUGGUACACCCAUAACCAUACAAGCCUUCAUGGGGACCACAAAACCGCGCGAUCCAAUUUGA
Messenger RNA from Rhagoletis pomonella (apple maggot), 1662 nucleotides. RefSeq lists its product as uncharacterized. The transcript has 15 exons. The record is from RefSeq and is a predicted model, not a curated record. NCBI's taxonomy places the organism in Eukaryota, Metazoa, Arthropoda, Insecta, Diptera, Tephritidae. Bases 1 to 1662 code for a protein of 553 amino acids.